AUGCAACUAACUCGUUCGCUUCGUAAUGUUGGCGCUCGUUAUGUUGAGAAAGUCCGAUUACUCGACUACUGGAAGGUUAAUGAUGAGGUGCUUGCUCGAGAGUUUCCACGGUCGCGAUUUGUCCUUAUGGUUGAUAAACGGCCCUUGAUAUACAGAAAUAGACCUUCUCCAGAGCUAGCGGUUUUUGACUAUCCGGACUUACGAAAACGAUUAGGAGACUAUGGUGUCACUUUCGAUUUAAGACAUUCAUGUCUUUUGGAUGCUGUCCCAACCAAUGACGAUAUGUUUACUCCCUUAUUUGGUGUAGCAGUAACUACAGAGGACCCACCUGAAGAUUCUCCUAUUCAGAAAAACGAUGUAAUUAGAGAACUGGGGAAUUGCCUCGAGGGAAAGUUUAUUGAAAUGAGAAUAGCAAUGCUCACAAUGAAUUGUGAACGUCAAAGAUGUCUUCUAGCUACGUUCCAAUCACUCUCUCGAUGGUCCAGGAUUUAUCUACGUUGUCCCAAAUGUGCCGCUGCUCUCAAGAUGAGAGUAAGUAAAAGUGGGGCAGCUUGUAAUAGCUGUAAACGAGUAUACUAUCCUACGUUUUCUCCUGUUGCUAUCACCCUUAUUCGAGACCCAACUGAUCAGCAUUGUCUGUUAGUGAGACACAAAGGAUCGGCCAAUGGAAUAUUCACUUGUGUCGCUGGAUUUGCCUCGACUGGCGAAACAAUGAAUGAUUGUGCUAGGCGUGAAAUUGCGGAAGAAGUUGGAAUUGAUGUAAUCAGCAUAACUUCUCUUGGAAUGUCCCAGCCAUGGCCCAUGCCAGACAGUUCCUUGAUGCUUGCAUUCGAAGCUGUCGCAAAUAUGAGUGAUCCAAUUGAUACAAGCCCCGAUGAACUCGAGACUGCCCAAUGGUUUACUCGUGAACAAGUCAGAGAAGCGCUGACUCGGACUAUUGAGGAUCCAACACUUAAGGGAUUACCUAAAAGCAUCGAGGAGAGACAAGUUUUUCGUUAUAUCCCACCUCUAGGUGCCAUAGCUCAUCAAAUAAUUCGCAACUGGGUAGAAAGAGUAUAA
Messenger RNA from Auanema sp. JU1783, 1059 nucleotides. The record is from the annotation of a GenBank genome assembly. Lineage: Eukaryota; Metazoa; Nematoda; Chromadorea; Rhabditida; Rhabditidae.